CCCAUGGCCCCCGCGGGGGACGCAGCAAGGCCGGGGCGUUUCUUCGGUGUCUACCUGCUUUACUGCCUGAACCCUCAGCACCUGGGCCGUGUCUACGUGGGGUUUACUGUCAACCCGGUUCGACGGGUCCAGCAGCACAAUGGAGGCCGCAAAAAAGGCGGAGCCUGGCGGACAAGCGGACGAGGACCCUGGGAGAUGGUGCUUGUCGUGCACGGCUUCCCGUCUGCGGUGGCUGCCCUUCGGUUCGAAUGGGCCUGGCAGCACCCGCACGCGUCGCGCCGCCUGGCGCACGUGGGUCGGCGCCUGCGCAACGAGGGUUCCUUCAAGUUCCACCUGCGCGUGCUAGCGCACAUGCUGCGCGCGCCGCCCUGGGUGCGCCUCCCGCUAACAUUGCGCUGGUUGCGUCUGGACUUCCGCCGGGAUCUCUGCCUGCCGCCGCCGCCGCAUGUGCCGCUGGCCUUCGGGCCUCUGCCGCCUCGGGGCUUUAUGUCAAGACCCUGCGCUAGUCCCUGUGCUGACACCGAGCCUGAACUGGAAGCCGGCUGCACACUAUGUGCGGGCGCCCUGCAGGAUGAAGAGGGUCCCUUGUGUUGCCCCCACCCUGGCUGCCCCCUAAGAGCCCAUGUGAUCUGCCUGGCAGAGGAGUUCCUUCAGAAAGAACCAGGGCAGCUUUUGCCCCUAGAGGGCCAAUGCCCUAGCUGUAAGAAUUCAGUGCUUUGGGGAGACCUGAUCCGGCUGUCCUGGAUGGAAACUGAGGAGGAAGAGGAGUCGGAAUUGGAAGAGGAACAUUGGACAGACAUGCUGGAGACUGAUCCUCAGUGUCCCUAGCCCUCCUGUCACUCCUUUUCUGUGCAAUCCCCUACCAGCGUGGGUCUGGCCAGGUUUUACUUUAGUUCAAUAAAUAGUCUAAGUUAAAGGUACUUUUUGGUGUUUGUUGGGGAGAAGGGGUGGAACAAGUAGGCAGGGGCUUGGGUGAGAGGAAGGAGGGGCCACCACUGGCCCAAGAAAUGUGACCAGCCCCUCCUCUGCCUUGGAGGCUCCACUGCCUCAGCUUUUCCACCUUGCCUGUGAGGUCACAUAGUUCUUUGAAGGCUCAGGAGACUCACACCAUUACUUAGACUGUUACCUGCUUCCCAGUAACAGUCCUGGCUUGACUAUGGACUUUAGUCCAAAUAGUGAGGACAAAGGCUGAGGAGGAAGGUGGGAUGCUCUCCCUCCAUGGGGUCCUGUGGCUUCCAAGCCCAGUCUGUUCUUUUUUUUUUUUAAUUAUUUUUUAUUAAAUCAUAACUUUGUACAUUGAUGCAUUUAUGGGGUUCAGGGUACUACUUCGAUAUAUGAUGUGAAAUGCUUACAUUGAACUAAGUAACACAUCCAUCACAAUUAUACUCAUUUCUUAAUAGUUUUGAAAUGUACCAUUGCAUCAUGCACAUUAGGUGAGGUCUCCCCAAAUACCCUCCCUCCUCCCAAAUCCCCCCUCCCCUCCCCUCUCUCUAUAAGUUAUGUUUUGCCAUUCAUAUGAGUGUGUAGGUGAUUAUAUACUGAUUUCAUAGUAGUAUGGAGUACAUUGGAUACUUUUUUUUCCAUUCUUGAGAUACUUUACUAAGAAGAAUAUGUUCCAGCUCCAUCCAGGUAAACAUAAAAGAUGUGAAGUCUCCGACUUUUUUAUGGCUGCAUAGUAUUCCAUAGUGUACAUAUGCCACAAUUUGUUAAUCCAUUCAUGGGUCGAUGGGCACUUGGGCUGUUUCCAUGUCUUGGGCUAUUAUGAAUUGGGCUGCAAUAAACAUUCUGGUGCAAA
Messenger RNA from Nycticebus coucang (slow loris), 1795 nucleotides. It is a transcript of the gene SLX1A, whose product is annotated as SLX1 homolog A, structure-specific endonuclease subunit. Gene Ontology annotation, biological process: double-strand break repair via homologous recombination. The record is from RefSeq and is a predicted model, not a curated record. Gene Ontology annotation, molecular function: crossover junction DNA endonuclease activity; 5'-flap endonuclease activity. The coding region runs from base 4 to 828 and encodes 274 amino acids. The transcript has 6 exons. Lineage: Eukaryota; Metazoa; Chordata; Mammalia; Primates; Lorisidae. Gene Ontology annotation, cellular component: Slx1-Slx4 complex.